AUGUGCCACACCGGCUGCUCCACGGGCCGCCAGGCUGGCUGCUGCUCGCCCAGCCCCUGCCAGGCCGCCUGCUGCCCGCCCGCGAGCUGCAAGCCCGCCGUGUACGUGCCUGUGAGAUGCCAGGCCGCCUGCUGCCUGCCCGCGAGCUGCAAGCCCAUUGUGUGCGUGGCUCCCUCUUGCCAGUCCUCCGUGUGCCUGCCCGUGAGCUGCAAGCCCGUCGUGUGUGUGGCCUCCCCCUGCCAGUCCUCUGGGUGCAUCCGGCCCUCCUGCCCCACCUGGGUCUGCAAACCCAUCUCCUGUGGGGCCCCUCCCUGCUGCUGA
Miniopterus natalensis is the source of this 321-nucleotide messenger RNA. The record is from RefSeq and is a predicted model, not a curated record. Lineage: Eukaryota; Metazoa; Chordata; Mammalia; Chiroptera; Miniopteridae.